Molecule: messenger RNA, 2202 nt
Organism: Ilex paraguariensis (yerba mate)
Lineage: Eukaryota; Viridiplantae; Streptophyta; Magnoliopsida; Aquifoliales; Aquifoliaceae
Source: the annotation of a GenBank genome assembly
CUAUUUGGUGUUCUAAUUUGUUAGAUUGGAGUUAUAGGUUGGAUAUUUUAGAUCCAUUUGUUGUUGGGUAUUUCUUAGUUUCAGUUGAAGAAACAAGAGCUGAAUUAUCUUUUCUAUAUAUAUAGUGGUCUCUUUUUAUGAGAUUUGGUUUUGCUUAGAAUUUGGUUCAAAAGUAGGAGGUGAAAGAUUGUUGUUUGAUGUUUUCCUGUUUUUGCUUUGAUUCUUGGGAAAAGGUGAUGGUAAAUCUGGGAAUUUUUUGAUCAGAUUGUUGGUGGUUUUUUUUCUUAGAUCUCGAUAUCAAUCUCUUGUUGAAGCAUUAGAGUGGUGGGGUUGUAGUGGGUAUUUGGAACUGCAGUUAUCAGUAAUGGAGCAACUAACAGUUCUUGGUAAUGGGUCUUCUGCUAAUUUGGCUAAAGAAGGGAAAAUAGAAGAUGAUGAAGAAGAGUUUCGCAGCUGUUGUGAAGAUGAGGAGGAAUUGAUAGAGAGAGAAGAAUUAACUAAGGAAGGUCCAAAAGAUGAGCUGGACGAAUUUUCUGCAAAUAUAUUCUUUAAGGGUGUAUCCAUAGCUGAACCUGGUCUCUCUGGAAUUGGGGUGAUUAUGGAAAGAUCCACUAUUUCUCCUGUUAUUCAAGUGCAGAAAAAGCUUGAUUUCUAUGUGGAGGAAUGUGUGGCUGAUUAUUUUGCUUUGAUGGAUGGCCUGUUAGAGGCUCAGCAGAAUAAUGUUAGGCGAGUAUUCGCUUUUACCAACUCUGAGAUCUUAUAUGAUCAGAUAACACUUGAGGAGAGACUUGAUAGUCCGCUUCUCAUGGCAUUGAGGCAAAGGGUCCUAGAACAUGCCAGUGCUUUGGAAGCCUUUGUUCUGAAAUUUGUCCCCAAUAUCAAUGUUGAGAGGGCAUUGCAGUUGGCCCAAGUGGCAGUUGGGAUUGUCUCUCCUUCUGCCAAGAGUAGUGAAUCAGUUGAAACCUGUUCAAUCUGUUGCGAGGAGAAGCCAAUUUCAAUGAUGAUCACAAUUAAAUGUUCCCACAAGUUCUGUUCCCAUUGUCUGAAAACAUAUGUCGAUGGGAAAGUACAGUCCUCUCAAGUGCCCACUAGAUGCCCUCAGUUGAGAUGCAAGUACUAUAUUUCCACCACAGAGUGCAAGUCUUUUCUGCCAGUUAUCUCUUAUGAAUCAUUGGAGAGAGCCCUUGCAGAGGCGAAUGUUCUCGACUCGGAUAAAAUGUACUGUCCCUUUCCUAAUUGUUCAGUUCUGCUUGAUCCACGUCAAUGCUUGUCCACCAGGGCAAGCUCAUCAAUUCAUUCAGACAAUAGUUGUGUGGAGUGCCCAGUUUGCCAAAGAUUCAUCUGCGUGGAAUGUGAGGUCCCUUGGCAUUCUUCGAUGAGCUGUGAAGAGUAUCAAAACCUCCCAUUGGACGAGAGAGAUGCUGGCAACAUGACUUUGCAUCGGCUGGCACAAAAUAAAAGAUGGAAGCGUUGCCAACUGUGCCGGAGGAUGAUUGAGCUUACCCAUGGUUGCUACCGCAUGACCUGCGGGUGUGGGCACAAAUUUUGUUAUUCCUGUGGUGCAGAGUACAGGGAUGGCGAACAAACUUGUCAAUGUACAUUCUGGGAUGAAGAAUAUUCCCAAGAUUUGGUCAGUCAACCUACCCAACAAUACGAACAAUGGGCUUGGGACUCCUUUGACUUGCUCCCCAUGAUGAUGGAUGCCUACUCAGACCAAGAGAGAUCACAACUGGCAUUGAUCCAGAGGUUUCUUGCUGGGGGUUUCGGUCUGAGUGACCACUAUCCUUGCCAAUCCCCGCCCCGAUGUACAGACUCUUAUGUGGAUGCAAUGAAGGAUCUCCAUCAACUUCCCUGGCUUGAAAGGUUUGUCUCUCUGAUAAAUGAUGAUUACUAUGAAGAUUAUAUCCAGUGAAGCAAACACUGAAAUGAAUUAGGAACGAAGCUGAUUAGCUUCCCAGAAAAUGUUUGAUAUGGGGACGUGAAGAGUCUCUCGCUCUCCCGAUCCAUUUUCAACUUUAGCCAGGUAACAAAAUAGGCAAUUGUCUUACCUAGUUCUUAUUAAUCACAGUGCUGAAGGACUUGUGAGCCUGAAUUUCCUCGAGGGCUAGGAAAUCAUGCAUGAUAAUUGCUUUCUUCUUGAAAGAAAAGAGGAAUGCAAACGAGAAACACAAAAAAAUAUGUAUAUGCUAGAGAUUCAAGUCA